AGUUGCCAAAGUUCACCAUCUUUGCUUUCCCUUCACUGCUCUCUCUCACUGCUCUCUCUCUCUCUUCUCUUUCUUGAUAUUGUUUUCCUCAAAUUGCAAAUCAAAGCUUUCUUUCCAGCUUUAGAACACACACACUCUCUCUCUCUCACUCUCUCACCAACAAAUCUCACCCAACUUUUUUUUUCUUCCCUCUUUUAACCCUUGCAGCUCCACUACUAAAAUCCUAAAAUCUACAAACCCUAACUCUCUCUCUUGAAUCCUCCUUACAUACAUUAUUCAAUAGUUGAGAGUAAAAAGUUUCAAUCUUUCUUCUGAUUCCUUGUUGGAAUUUACCUAAAACCGAGUUCUUCUCCUUUCUUUCUGGGGUUUUAUUUGGUGGGCUGGAGAGAAACUUCAAUUGCAAUUUUCAAUCAUUAAUUAAGCAGCAUAUAUGCUAAUUGCCUUGUCUUCUUUAUUUCACUUUCUCUUUGGUUUGCUUCAAAAUCAAAGCAAAGCGGAAACCUUUGUGCCGAAGAUAGAUAAUAAAUCGAAAAGGCAAGAACUUUAGUCGCCAACAUUCUAAGGUGGGAAUUGUGAAGUUGUGAGCAAAGGGGAAGACAAAUUGUGACCGUAUAUACAGAGGAAACCAAAGAUAUGUCUUCUGAGAGUUCUUUGAGUGCUGGAAUGUCUAAGAAAGUCUCGUUUUUAGGUUUGACGGGUAUGAAACUGUGGGUAUUGAUUUGUUUGGUAGUUUGUACAUUUGUAGUUUUGGUUCUCUGUAUCCUCUCUCUAUGGAUUGCAUUCCGACGAAAAUCACGGAGAUCAUCUCACAAGCUGUUACCUUUCAGUCAAAUACCACACGUGGCCAAAGAUAUCAGGGUUGAUGAUAGAGUUGGUGGGUUUCAAAAUCAUAAUGAAGAUUUGGGUUUCACAACUGCUGACAAAUCUAGUGACAGAAACUCGGGAAAGAUGAUGUCUUACUUGGGAAGAACCAAGUCUAGUGAUAAUGAUAGUAUAAGUCAAUGUAGCUCUGUGCAUCAUCAUGAAAGAGCUUGUAGUUCUCACUCCGGUGAAGAAGGAAGCUUUGGAAACGCUUGGAGACAAGCUUCCCUUUCGCAGGGUGGACUUGUAACAGCAUCUCCUUUGGUUGGUUUGCCAGAGAUAUCUCAUCUUGGUUGGGGACACUGGUUUACUCUUCGGGAUCUUCAGCUAGCCACCAACCGUUUUUCUCCUGAAAAUGUAAUCGGUGAGGGUGGUUAUGGAGUAGUUUAUAAGGGUAGACUCAUUAACGGUAAUGAUGUUGCUGUAAAGAAGCUUCUCAACAAUCUGGGACAGGCUGAGAAGGAGUUCCGGGUUGAAGUUGAGGCUAUUGGUCAUGUACGGCACAAGAACCUUGUAAGGCUUCUAGGAUAUUGCAUAGAGGGUGUUAAUAGGAUGCUUGUUUAUGAGUAUGUGAAUAGUGGUAACUUAGAACAAUGGUUACAUGGAGCCUUGGGGAAAGAUAGCACUCUCACUUGGGAGGCCCGCAUGAAGAUUCUUGUCGGUACUGCACAAGCGCUAGCCUAUUUGCAUGAAGCAAUAGAACCAAAAGUAGUCCACAGAGACAUUAAAGCAAGCAAUAUCCUGAUUGAUGAUGACUUCAGUGCAAAGCUUUCCGAUUUUGGGUUAGCUAAGCUCUUAGACUCGGGUGAGAGUCACAUUACAACUAGAGUCAUGGGAACCUUUGGCUAUGUAGCACCCGAAUAUGCCAAUACAGGUCUAUUGAAUGAGAAGAGCGACAUUUAUAGCUUUGGUGUCCUACUUCUAGAAACUAUAACUGGAAGAGAUCCAGUUGACUAUGAACGUCCAGCUAAUGAGGUGAAUCUGGUUGAAUGGCUAAAGAUGAUGGUUGGAACAAGAAGAGCUGAAGAAGUUGCUGAUCCAAGAAUUGAGCCCAAACCCGCUACACGUGCUCUGAAACGUGCACUUCUUGUUGCCCUGAGAUGUGUGGAUCCCGAAGCAGAGAAACGACCUAAAAUGAGCCAGGUUGUGCGGAUGCUUGAAUCCGAUGAGCACCCUUUUCGUGAGGAGCGAAGGAACAGAAGGAGUAGAACGGCGAGUAUGGAUAUUGUCGAGACCACAGAGGAAUCAGCUGACACAAGCAAACGGCCUGGUCACUCAGAGAACCACACUACAGAACCUGAGAAGACUCGUGUAUAGAAAUUAUGUCGCAGACCCAGUGAAAAACUCAGCUAAGUAACUUCACACCCUCAAAUGCUCUACUAAUUGAUGAUGCAUGAGUUUUUUUAUGCUUGUCAAGAAACAAAACAAAUCGGGUUAAAGAAGACUUCUAUCCCAGUUCAGAUCAAAAGAGCUGUUCCAGUUAUUUCUAACAUCCCUCCAGGUAUCUAAUGAUGCAAUCUUGGGAGCCAAUAUUUUUAUGAUUGAGGAGCAUUUGUCUCUUGAUCUCUGUGAUUUUUGGUUCUUCUACAGUCUUAGCCAGAGUACAUUUGUUGUUGUACUAUGAAUUGAAUUAAUAUGUCAUCCUCUCUCUCUUGAUUGGGACAUGUAUAUAAUCAUGUUGUGAGUCUUGUGACAGAUGUGAGAGCAUUACUGUUUUUGCAAGAAAGAAACGAAGAGGCCCUUCUUUAUCGUAGCUUUUGAUGUAUAAAUUAUUGUGUUAUCAUAUUUUUAUUCAAGAAUAUAUGAAACAAUUACAGUUUU
Messenger RNA from Camelina sativa (false flax), 2682 nucleotides. RefSeq names its product putative receptor-like protein kinase At2g42960. The record is from RefSeq and is a predicted model, not a curated record. Gene Ontology annotation, molecular function: protein kinase activity; ATP binding. Gene Ontology annotation, biological process: protein phosphorylation. NCBI's taxonomy places the organism in Eukaryota, Viridiplantae, Streptophyta, Magnoliopsida, Brassicales, Brassicaceae.